UAGAUAGCAUAUGUGUAGCGGUUAUAGGUAUUAAAUAGUCACGAUUUUUAUAAUGUGAAUAACCUAUAUUCUAAAUGUGCAAAAAUAAUAAAUUUGAAUGGGAAUGUUUUGCGGUUUUAGGGUAUCCUUUAGAUUUUUCAUACUUGUUGUACGAAUCAUACAAUUAUUAAUAAACGAAAUACAAUUAAGCCAGUUGCCACUUCCUCAAUUGGUAUAUAACCUCAAAUUAGUUCCAUAGCAAUGCAUCAGUAACUUUACGUCAAUUUGACAUUUUAUGUCCCUGUGAACGUCUUUUAAAGGCAUUCGUUGUUCUUUGCACGCACCUCCUCAACGUUUUUAAGAGUCUUUUGAACUUUCAAUGUGUGGUCAAUUUAAGCGAAAUUUCCGGGUUCAUUUGCAAAUUAAAAGCAUUAAUGACGCACAUCAUGGCAACCAAAUCUGUGGUUCCUUUCACAUGUCUCAGCUGCUUUCUUUAGUUUGAGAAAAUAUUCAGAAGUUUUCACAUGCUUUAUAUGCAUAAUGAAGCAUAUAUAAGUGGACUGAUAAGAACUCCAAAACACGUUUCGAACAUUUUGAUUGAGAAUGAUAUUGAAGCAGGCCAUUUGGAUAUUUGUCUCCCUUGUGUUAUGGGAGUACAGCAGAUACAGCAGCAAAGCGUUUGGGUUUAACAUUGACCGAGUCGAGAAGAAGAACUGUGAUAUAGAAGGGUGCAUCAGACUUCUCAAACGAUGUGGUAUUAGCAACCUACGCUUUGAUAAAAAAUUAUGUAAGUGCUCCUGUCUUGAAGAGUUAGCAUCAACAGUGACACCUGACGCCAUGCUGCAUUCGAGCACUGGAACGUCACCAACAGACCAAGAUGGCAGCACAACGACUGCAAACAAAAGGGGGCUUAACCCUUCGAUGUGUGGUUCAUGCGUCCACGGAGACUGUGUCGAGAUAGAGCUGGGUAAUUUGACUUUGAUUUCGCCCCGUCUUACUGGUCCUUUUUACCAGUGCCAGUGUCACGAAAACUGGGCUGGGUCGGACUGCAAUACCGACUGUGGAGAUUUAGACUGCCAUGGGCAUGGCCAAUGUUUUGCCAAGACACCGGGAAACCCUGUAUGCGAUUGCGACGAUGGAUUUAUACCACCGUUUUGUAAUGAAACAAGGAAGACAAACUGAGACAAAUUGGGCAACUUGGAAGGAAAACGUUUUUUUUUUCUACUUAGAAAAGUUAUUUUUCUACCUCGAACUUUCCAGCAAGACACAUCAAGAUGACCAAUACCUCACUGACCCUUUUAUGUUUUUUAAGCGCUUUCCUGGCCAGUGGGUAGGCUAUUUGACUUGGGCCAGACUGGCGUUUUACAAUAUUUAUCAUGAAUAUCUUCUGACAAGUGUAUUGUAUCGGGGUAGGCAUAGAACACGAAUUACACCAAAAAGUAAAUGUGAUCGCAAAUAUUCUGCCAGCUCCCAUUAGGACGAGUUGCUCGAUCGUGUAGCCUAACUGGUCGUGAACAGAGGUUGUCAAGAUGUUGAGGAGAGUGAUAGCUAAUUAACGAGGGUUUAUUGAAGAGUAAGGACAAGCAAGUGAAGCGACCGAAUGGAUAAACACAUCAGCACCUUCGCCAGCCGUAAUAAAUAAUCUCAAUGGUCGAAAAAGUAUUUAUUUAUAUAUUUAUCAUUAUAUGGUUAACAGUUACCCAACAGCUUUCACAUGUUGUUUAAUUGACAAAUAUAUUUUUUUACAUUAGACGAUGUACAAUUACCAUUGAUAUUUAAUUUUUAUAAAAUGCCGUUAACCUCAAAGACUUAGUCUUCUAUAUUCAAAUCAUUGGUGUGUACGAAGUAUGGUUUUCAGUAUUAUGUUAUCUAAGUCACGGGUCAAUGUAAAAGACCAUCUUAAAACGGUGGAGAGCGACUUCGCUAUUCAAAAUAGUGACGUUUUUAGUGAAGAGUAAAUGGAAUCUGAAAAGCGAGUAAAUGUGCGUAUCCACCUAGAAACGCGAUCUUACUUUAAGCACCUCAGAUGUUACAUUUGAGUAUUUCCUUAUUCAUUUACAUGACAUUUGGUUUUAUGUCGAUGUCAUGUCCUCGAAUGAGUUUGUCAACAUGAAAGUACCAAAGAGUGUGACUGUCAUAAAAAAUCUUUCGAAAGCGACAUAUGGAAUACUGUAAGAGAAAAGGUGGAUUGUUCAUCUAAUACAGAACCAAAAUGAUGUCCUUCGUAAUUACAUGUAUAGAUUAGCCAAUCCAAUACCAAGGGUGACGCACUUCCAAAUGGAAUGUGUUGGUAGUGAUUUUUACUGAAGUAUACCUCCUAUAACAAUGAGUGGCACAAGUGCUGCUAAAGCAUUGAUAAAUGUAUGCCGAACUGCAGAUUAAUAUAACAUGUGAAUAAAUAGUUUUUACCAGAUGAGAACUGUCAGGUUUUCGUUCACAUUAACUUUUUUGGGGCCCUAUGAAUUGCAUUUUAGAUUGAAAAUGGAAGGGGUCUGUUUUGUUUUGCCAAUUGUCCAACUUAACAUUUUUUUCCUUUAUGUACUUCUAAGAAAUUAUUUUCAAUAGGGGAGAUAUUUUUUCUGUUGUGUUUAUUGAAAGACGUCAUGCAGCCAAUCACAGGCGAGAUUCUAUAGUCACUGAAGGAAGUAACCCGAGAGUUCUUACUUCAGUUGAAUGAUAUAAUACUGUGAUUGAGUUGACUAUAACAUUCGUGUAUACUAGUACAUAUUUUGGGUAAAUGAUUAUACCUUUAGUGUUUUGAGGUUAAGUAACUAAAUAGUGUAGGCGUUAUAUUUCUAUACAUGCUCCUUGAUGACAUGUACUUUUUGAGAUGAGAUCAUUCCCAUCGAAGAAGACUAACAACAGAUUAUACGUAAUCCAAGCUUACACGAAACAUACCGACACACCCCUUAAAUUACAAAAAAAGUUAGAAAAUCACGUACCUAGGCUUCCAAUGUACAAAGCGAAUUUUGGAAAAUAUCUUUUGUGCGUGCUUGUUUGCAUGCGUGUCUAAGUGCAUGUCUUGGGGAAUAGGCGAGAAGAUUUGAGUCAAGUUUUGCCUAGAACGUUAUUCGUUCUUUACUGGGGAAUCAAAAUAGAACUUGUUAUUAUUCCUACUGCAAUGACGGGCAACAAGUCAUGAUUAGAAAGAAUGGUUACUCUUAGUUUUGUACGGGAAUACGAUAUAUCUUAGGGGCAAGCACACAGUAACUCCCACUACCGCCACCUUUACUUUAUCUGUUACCUUUUCGGUCCCAGUGCCUUUCAGCUGUUACAGUGACUGUAAUUAUUUUUUGACCUUAUUGUCAUGCAAGUUAGCGAUCAUCUACCGCUUUGGGCAAACUGAACAGCACACAGCAAUUGACUUUAUAAUUAGUCAUAUAAAAUAAUAUCCACAGACGGUGCAAUACCAAUAUGCAUGAUGGUGAGUUGUAUGGAAGUUUUGGUUCAAACAUCAUGAGAACAUUUUGGUCUUUAGAUGAAGUCGCCAUUGAAGUAUACUGUGAAAAAAAUGUUGGGAAUUAAUCCUCGGAAUAGAAUUACUUCAACUUAGAAUAUUUAUGUCAUUAUGGUGACAAUCAAAUUAACAAGAUGACGUAUGUUGUUUUCGCAAAGGAUUUACGCCUAUGGUACCUUGGAGUUGAAGUUUUUGAUGUCUUUUUGCGCUAUCGAAGGCGUCUUAGGGUAGAAUACUGCAGUAAAGGACACAUUUUAAUUCAAUAUAUUUGGUGACAUAUACCCGCUUGUCACAUUGUGAAAGUGAGGCAUACAAUGGAAGUUGGUUAGUUCAAACAUCGCAGGAUUUGUCGUUGUCAACACGUCAUAUGAGACAUCUGUCCUAAAGCAAGGCGGAGAGCGUCUGCUUAUAUGUAAUCAACGUGUGGCAGAAUCUCAGUGUUUUUCUAAAAAAAUUGGAAAUCAACUCAUGGCAGUGUUUGCUUGAUAUCUUUGACAUUCAGGUUUCAUUCUGAUGGAAAGGAAUCCCUAAUCUGCACCCGACAACAGACAAAAAUAAUGCGCCAUAAGAGAAUAUUUACGUUACUUUUGACCGUUGUUGUGAACAUGUCGGUUUUGGUCACUUUCCCGGAUGGACGCCCGACUAUUUUGGAAAACAGUGACAAUUUAACAAUUGAUCAACACAGCAUCUUUACUCCUGUUGUAAACAACUUCUCGGACUGGGAACCGGGCACCUGCCCGGAAAAUUACCCUUGUAAAAAUGGAACCUGUGUUACCGUCAUGAUGCCAACGGGACGGGCAUUUAAGUGUAACUGUUACGAUAACUAUACAGGAGAGAACUGUGACAAAUUCUGCCCGCGUAACUGUGGUGCCAACGGUAGCUGCACUAUCUACAAGGAUGUCCCGGUUUGUCAGUGUAACUGGCCCUAUACAGGGAGUUUUUGUGAGGAGAUGAUGACCACACGAUCGGCGGUGAUCCAAGUUCAAUCUACUCCAGACUGGUUGUGGUACAUAGUGACUGCCUGUAUCCUUCUCCUCAUCCUCUUAAUUGUGGUAGCGGUGGUGAUGCCGCUCUACUUGUGGAAGCACAGGAACAUACUCAUCUUGAAGAUCGUGUAUUAUCUGAAGCCUUAUGAAGAUGACGAUGAAAAGAAGUACGACGCCUUCGUCUCAUUCAAAGGUCGAACAGAAGACGAAGCCUUCGUGUACCGGACGCUAGCACUGAGACUGGAGAACGAGAUGAACUUCAAGUUGUGUCUCCAUGACAGGGAUUUUAUUCCUGGAGAAUAUAUAAGUGACCAGAUUAUAGACGCUAUUGACAACAGUCGGCGUACCAUAUUGAUACUUUCGCCUGACUAUUGCAAUAGCGAGUGGACCAAGUUUGAAUACCACCGAGCCAGAGAGGAAAUGUUGAGGAAUAAGACACGAAUUAUACCAAUUAUGUAUAAGGAUAUUUCAUCAAUCGAGGACAUUGAUCCAACGCUGAACGAGCUUUUGAGAAGCAUAACUUACAUAACAUGGCCAGGGUUUGCAAGCGAUGUAGCAAACAAACAUGAACUAGAAGCCAUAGACGACAAAAAAGCUAGAAAAGAAGAAGAACGGAGGCAAAAAGAAGAAGAGCGCUUCUGGCGUAAAGUGCAUUUGACAAUGCCUAAGAAACAUAAGAACUCCUCAACGGAGCCGUUACCAAGUGAUUCUUGUACUGUGCCGCUUAGCCCAAUAAGCAACGGAAAAAUAAAUUCCGGUUUCACUAGCAACGACGAGACGCCAUCUGUCCCACUAUCUGACAUACGCACAAGUCCCGAAGACUUAUCCGAGAUUAACGUCAUUGUUGCUAACGGCAAAACAUCAAAAUAUGAAGACGUGGACAGCAGCAGCACCAUUCCAUCAUCCAAUGGCUUUCUGCAUAAUAAUGUUAAGUCAAUUGACUUUCCUUUAUCGCCAGCUUGUGAAAAGCAAAAUGGACAUCAUCAAAAUGGACUAACUAUCAGCGCUUGAUGGCUUAAACGUCUUGAUCCAAUAUGUUUCAUUAAUGGCGUAGUUCGUUUCUGGCACCGGGAAACUCAGCGGAUGGUGCAUCAGCUCGGCAAUUUGAAGCCCAAGAUAUGGUACCAGAAACGAUUUAUGUCUUUCAGAGCCAAAAUUAGUUUCAUCAUUCCUGCCGAUGAGCACUGCUUAGAAGCCAAUACUUACUUUCUCAAGAAGUGCUUGGAAUUUUAAUUUUCCGCUCUCUUGUUCGGCUAGAACCUGGCCCCAGAUGGAUGCGUGCACUUUUGUCGGUAAGCGUACACUGACAUUUGCGUGCUAGAAUGAUGGAAUGAGGAUGUGCUAUAAUGCGUCACAAGCCAAGAGGUUGAAUACACAGCCCGAUACACAGCUUGUUUUCAACUAACCUAAAGAUGUAAAUGAUUUGGGGAGAUUUUCGAGUAAUAGAAAAUCGCAGUUAUGGUGCGUGAAGUAACUGUGUGUAAGAAUAUAUCCCGUUUUAUGACUAUACCACCUAAUAUGUCAACGUGUCUGUGCACGCUUUGAUCCUCAAUGUGAUAUCAAAACUUCUUGGUAAAAUCUAGAAGGGUUUGAUAAGUAGAAUAUUUUGAACAUGGCGGUCAAGGCUCGAACUUAAAUCUUGAGAUUUUUUAUGUAAAAGUGCAACAUCAAGCAAAAUAUUUCAGUCGUGGACUUGGACCCAGAUGGGGGCGAUGAGUAGAAUAAAGUUUCAGUGAUCGACAGUUGUAUUUGUAUUGCUGUAACUGCUACUGUAGGAAUAGAUAGCCUCUUUUCUCUUUAAAAAUUCCACACCACAGCCAAAAUUUAUUAAUGUACAUAUCUUAUUAUUGUUGUCUUUAGAAUAGGAUAUUAUGUUUUAUUUGAUUUCUUGUAUUUUGUGUAAAUAGAUAUAUGCGAGGUGUAAAUCAGUUUUGUGUAUUGCGUCAUCAAAACAAGAUGGUAGAAUCUCAGGGGAGAAACCAUGUAAAUAUUGCAUUUUAAAUGUAUAGUAAACAUUGUCACGUUUUGUCAACAUAUAAACAUGUAUAUAUAACAUGGAAAUGAAUGCAGAUGUCAACAUCAUGAAUAAAGAAAAGAGUUUAAAUUAAUCUUAUGAAUACAGCAAUAUGAGAUUUUUCUAAUUGUAUGUUAUCAUUUUCAUUUAUUCAAUGAAAUCAUUUCAUUUUCGGAAAUAAAACGUUGUUGUUAUUA
Lingula anatina is the source of this 6633-nucleotide messenger RNA. RefSeq lists its product as uncharacterized. The record is from RefSeq and is a predicted model, not a curated record. Gene Ontology annotation, cellular component: plasma membrane. NCBI's taxonomy places the organism in Eukaryota, Metazoa, Brachiopoda, Lingulata, Lingulida, Lingulidae. Gene Ontology annotation, biological process: signal transduction. Gene Ontology annotation, molecular function: signaling receptor activity.